This is a messenger RNA of Humulus lupulus (European hop), 9661 nucleotides long. RefSeq lists its product as uncharacterized. Lineage: Eukaryota; Viridiplantae; Streptophyta; Magnoliopsida; Rosales; Cannabaceae. The transcript is spliced from 12 exons. The coding region runs from base 41 to 1234 and encodes 397 amino acids. The record is from RefSeq and is a predicted model, not a curated record.
AGCAAAACUAACUCAAUGCGGAAGUAAUUACAUCACUAACAUGUUUAAAACACAAAAACACUUUCUUCUCCCCUCGGAGGACCGUACAGUUUCUCCAAUGGCGGCCUCUGAAUCUUUGUUCUUCUCCAUAUUCUUAGCCCUAACAUUCGCCAUAACUCUAGCAGAGCCAUCGCUUCCCGAAAACUUUGUUUCUGCACCAGAGGUUCAAGGGUCCACUCUUGGAGUCGAACUCGAGCUGCUCAAGUCCAGGAUUGCAUCACUAGAAAUGGGCAUUGAUGAGAGAAACCAUCAAUUGAGCGAAAAAGAUAAAAGUAUUAAACAAAUGCAGAAGACAAUUCAGGUUAAAGCAGAUAACAUUUCGUUAUUACAAAUCGAGAUAAAGUUGCUUCGGGAAUCUUUGUAUGGGAAGGAAUAUAUGAGUAAGCCAGAUCAACAAGAAGGUGAAAUCGAGAAGCAGGUUGAAAGACUAAGGACGGACAUAGAUAAGCAAAGUGACAAAAAAUAUGGAUUGGGAGCCCGAGCAUAUGUAGCAGAGAAGAAAAUACAACAAAUGAAUUCAAAGUUGAAAAAACUUUAUAUAGUUAAUGAUGAACAAGAAACCAUAAUUCACAAAAUCGAACAUCUUCUUCAAGUGGCAGAGGAAGAAUUGAUGAAGGCAGAAGUGGAGACUGCUUGGGUUCAUUUGGAGUGGCUUCCCCAUUGGCUUUCAGCUCAUUUAGGCCAUAUUCAGUUGUACAUAGAGGCUUAUUGGAUCAAAGGUGGGAAACAGGUCAUGGAUAUAUUAUUUCAGAAGGCUUUAGAAAUGAAAGCUCAAGUAGAAGAUUGGAUUAAGCUGCAGAUUGAAAUGAUUAAAGUGGACUGGGUCCCAAUUCUAAAGGAACAAUGGUUGGUAUUUGUAACCUUUGUCAAGUUGUGUGUUCAACUAUUGAUGGAAAAGCUUGUAGACAUGUACCAUGUAGCAAAGAAUUAUUUUGCACCACAUGCUGUCAAGGUUUCAAAAGACCUAGUUUCUUAUGCUUGGGAAGCAAAGAAUCUUACAGUGUCUUUCUUGCAUCAUACUGCAAUGGUAGCAAGAUCUCUUUUAACCAAAACGUAUAUUACCUUGAAGCCAUAUACUAUAAAAAUGCUCAAUGAAUGUAAGACGUUCAUGACAUUUUUAGCUCGGUAUCAUUAUCAGGCAAAGACAUUUAAAUUUCUUUCGGUCAAUAGUGUGUUCUAUGGGCUUAAAGGUUAGCAUUGCUAUCUCCACCAUCUUCUACACAAAGCACUUCUUCUUGGUGGUGAUUUUCAAAUAUUGAUUCUGACAUUCUCUAUAUUCAUAUUGUGAUCCUUUGACUAUGUCUAUUCCAUGCAAUGUGAAACACUUCAUGGUGAGGUGGUAUAUGGAGAUGACUGCAUGUGUAGACUUUAUCAUGGACGUAGCUAAGAUUGUGUUUAAUGUUAAUAAGAAAUCUAUAACUAAAAUAUCUACCAUGAUUGUGGAAUGUGGGUUUUUCCCCAUUGUAAAAGCAAUGAUAAGAUUUUUGGGAGAAAAAAAUACAACAUCAUGUAAAGUCAUACAGUGGCAUCAUAGAUUUUUUUUUCAGCAAUGACCCGAAGAGUUCCAUUAUCUUAAAUGUGGAGAGGUACCAAAUGGUUUAAGCAAUUCCAUUGUACUAGUACCAAUCUUUGCUACAAUGACUAAAUUGUCAUUGCGAGGAUAAUGCAUCUGGUGAGCAUCAUCUUUAAAGGUGAUGUCUUUUGUUUUUCUUUGGUGGUUUCUUGUCGAGGUGGAGUGCAUUAGUGAGUUGAGGGCAGGCUUCAUUGGGGUAGCAUUCUAUAACUCACUUGGACUCAUGCAAAAUUUGCCCUCUAAAUAUUUUUCGGAUGAUGUUUGUCUCACCUUGCCCCAUUUGGCAGUCAAUUGUGAUGAGCUCCUUUAUAGCAUUUCUGAAGGCCUAAAUUUGAUAGUCUGUAUGAUGUUGUAAAAUUUACAAAAUUUCUUUGGAUCUGUCUUGGAUUGCUCACCCUCAAGGGAAAGACGCAAGUUGAACAACUCAAGGUGCCGUGGUAGCAUAAAUAUUAAAGCUAACUGGCAUGGGGUUCUUUUUACAACUCUUUAGAUUACUGUUUCUUUGGAACUCUGCCUUUAGUCCUUGCCCUUUCUCUUAUUUUCGUUCCUAUUCUCAAAUUUGCAAGGAGGUUGUGUACUUGGCUGAACAUCAAUAGUUCUCAAAACUUAGAUGGAACUUUCUAUGUAUAUAUAUUUCUCUAACAUCUUAUAUAAUCAAGCAAGAAAUCUAUAGUCCUCCCCAAUCUUCAUCAAGAUAUUUCUAAGAUCAAAAUGUGGAAGGAUUUUUGCAAUUAUUAAUGCAUGCACAGAUCCUUUGGAUCAUAAUUGACUUGGCAAGCCCACGAUUAAAUUGUUCUAUGUUUAAUAUAAGACUAGAGAAGCUUAUAGGAAAUAAAGCUAGUAAUUGGUUGCCAGAUGUUGACAGUAAGGAAUUUAUGUUUUCAACUGUUGUAUCAGCUUCCUAGUCUAUAGGAAUUCCUAUUUAUUGUAUUUAUUUCUUAAUAUGAAGGGUCUUAGUUGUUUGUUAUAUAUAUAACCUAGUUGUAUGUUGUAAAAGAUAGAGAAUACACAAAUAAAAAUAAUCUCUCAUACCAUUUUUUCAUGGUAUCAGAAUAAUAGAAGCUCAAAAUUGUGAUUUAUUUUUCAAUUUUCUUCAGCCCUCUCUUAAACAAUUAGGGAUCGGUAUUCUUGAGGUUCAAUCUUAGAAAAUCAUUUUCAAGUGUUAUUCUAUUGCUUGAAGAGCUGAAGUCAUCUCAGUCAUCACCUAUGAAGUUGUAAUGUGACAACAAGACAGCAAUUGCGAUUGCUCACAAUCCAAUGCUUCAUGAUCGCACAAAUUCAGCUUCAGCGCUGCUCCUAGCCACCACAUUUUGUUUCUUGCUUCGCCAAGUGACUAGAUUCCCACCAACAAAUGAGCAAUACCCUAAUGUAGAUCUUCUGUCUACUAUGCUUCCAGCCCAAUCUGCAUCAAUAUAAGCUUCAAUCUCUAGAUGCCCUCGUGGUUUGAACAAGAGACCUUUUCCAGGUGUUCCCUUUAGAUACCUUAGGAUUUUGUAGACAGCAUCAAAAUGUAUUGAACCAGGUGAAUGCAUGAAUUGACUUACCAUACUCAUAGAGAAGGCUAUGUCUGAUCGUGUAUGGAACAGAUAAAUCGGUCUCCCAACCAAUCUUUGAUACAACUCUCGGUCCUUCACACACUUCAGAUCUACAUGUUGUAGUUUAACAUUAGGUUCACUCGGUGUUUCAGCUAGUUUGCAGCCCAUCACACCUGUCUCAUUAAGGAGAUCUAUCACAUACUUACGUUGACUAACAGAAUUACCUUCUUUGGACCUAGCAAAUUCUAUUCCAAGAAAGUAUUUCAAAGUACCCAAGUCCUUGAUUUCAAACUCCUCACCAAGUCUUCCUUUCAACUUUACGAGUUCAUCAGAAUCAUCCCCAGUGAGCACAAUAUCAUCCACAUAUACAAUUAGAAUAGCCACCUUACCCUCUUUUGAAUGUUUGUAAUACAUUGUGUAAUCUGCUUGACUUUGAGUGUAUCCAUAACGCUUUAACACCUUCUCAAAGCGUUCAAACCAGGCUCUCGGAGACUGCUUGAGUCCGUAUAAGGACUGUCUCAGUUUGCAAACUUUUCCUGCUCCAAAGUGAUUUUCGAAUCGAGGUGGAAGACUCAUAAACACUUCUUCUAAGUCCCCAUUGAGAAAGACAUUUUUUACAUCUAACUAGUGUAAAGACCAAUUAGAGUUAUCUGCUAGAGACAAUAACACACGAAUAGAAUUAAUUUUAGCAACUGGGGCAAAUGUUUAUUGAUAAUCUAUUCCAUAUGUUUGAGUAAAUCCCUUUGCCACUAGCCUAGCUUUGUACCUCUUAACACUUCCACCAGUUUUGCUUUUUAUUGUAAACACCCAUUUAUACCCUACAAUUUUCUUUUCCUUCGGAAACUCUACAAUUUCCCAAGUACCAUUCCUUUUUAGAGCAUCCGUUUCCUCGAACACUGCAAGUCUCCAACUCGAUUCAUCUAGAGCUUCCUGUAUAUUCCUAGGCACAACCAUUUCUGAAAUUUUAAUAGUAAAUGCUUUAUAGGAUUGAAAAAGGUGAUUGUAGGAUAGAUAUUUGGCAAUAGGAUGUUUAGUACAGGCAUGGGUUCCUUUUCUAAGAGCAAUGGGAAGAUUAUCUAAUUUGAGAUUUCCUGGAGCUAAUUCUAGGGUAGGCUUAAGAGCAUAAUUAGAAUUUGAAGUGUGUUGAGAUGGCUGAAUAAUAUGUGGGAUUGAAUCGGAAAUAGGAAUAGAAGGAGAAUUACCUGGAAUACUUGAAGAACCAUUGUCCAGGGCUGGCAAUUGACUAGGUACAGAGAUGAUUAUGGGGUCUCUACUUUUUUCAGCAAAAUUCUUCCUUGAAUAAACCACAGGUUCAAGAUUGUUACGAUUUUUAAUCAAACAUAGCAUUUCUUUUUCUGACAAGCCAAUUUCAGAUUCGGAUUCAGUGGGAUUAGUUUCCUUAACAAUAGUAUCAAGCAUAGUCUUAGGUAAAGGUUCGAAAUAGGAAUAGAAGGAGAAUUACCUGGAAUACUUGAAGAACCAUUGUCCAGGGCUGGCAAUUGACUAGGUGCAGAGAUGAUUACGGGGUCUCUACUUUUUUCAGCAAAAUUCUUCCUUGAAUAAACCACAGGUUCAAGAUUGUUACGAUUUUUAAUCAAACAUAGCAUUUCUUUUUCUGACAAGCCAAUUUCAGAUUCGGUUUCAGUGGGAUUAGUUUCCUUAACAACAGUAUCAAGCAUAGUCUUAGGUAAAGGUUCAACAGUUUCCCAAAAAUUUGAUUCCACUAAAUUCUCCCCCUAAAUUAAAUUUUUCAAAAAAUAAGGGAUAUUUUCCACAAAAGAUACAUCCAUAGUUAUGUGGAUACGUUUAGUAAUAGGAUUAAAACAUUUAUAUCCUUUCUUAUUAGGGGUAUCCCAAAAAAACAUAUUUUUCAGCUCUAGGAUCUAACUUAGACCUAGACCGUUUAGGAAUGUGGACGUAGGCAGUACAACAAAAAAUUUUCGAAGGUAAAUCAGAAUUAAUCUUGGAAUCGGGAAAGAUUUUUUUUAAACUUUGUAAUGGAGUAAUGUAAUUUAAAAUUUUGGCGGGCAUCCUAUUUAUCAAAUAAGAUGCAGUAAGAAUGGCAUCAUCCCAUAAAUAUUUUGGAAUUUGCAUAUAAAACAUCAUGGCAUGAGCUGUUUCUAGCAAAUGCAUAUUUUUUCAUUCAGCUACACCAUUUUGUUCAGGUGUAUCUGGACAAGUAGACUGAUGCAAAAUGUUUGUCUUUCAAAAAAAUUCCAAGGAUUUUAUUGAGAUAUUCAGUUCCAUUAUCAAUUCUUAAAAUGCUGAUUUUUGUUUGAAAUUGAGCUUCAAUCAUUUUGUAGAAAUCUGAAAAAAUCUGCUCAACUUCAUUUUUUUCUUUCAUCAAAUGUACCCAACAAAGACGAGUAUGGUCGUGUAUAAAAGUAACAAACCAUUUUUCUCCAGAAUUAGUGGUGACCUUAGAGGCUCCCCAAACAUCACUAUGAAAAAGAUAAAAAGGUUUUGAAGAACGAUAAAAAGUUUUAGUAUAAGAUUUACAUUGGCUUUUGGCCAAUAAACAACUUUCAUGUUGAAAAGAUAAGGAUUCAACCUUUUAAACAAAGAUGGAAACAAAUGUUUUAAAUAAGAGAAACUAGGAUGACCCAAUCUAUAAUGCCAAACCAUUAUUUGAUCAUGAACAGAAAAAGAACUAAUGCUACUUAGCCCUUGAACAAUUUUAUUCUUAGAAAUAUAAUCUUCAAAAUAAUAGAGACCAUUAGUCAUCUUAGCACUGUCAAUCGUCUUCCCCGAACUCUGAUCCUGAAAAAGACAAUGAGAAUCAUGGAAAAUUACACAACAAUUAGAAUCUCUUGAUAAUUUACUCACAGAUAGAAGGUUGCAGGUUAGAUUGGGAACAUGAACAGAUUUAAGAUCUAUUCCUUUGGACAAUUUUACAAGACCUUUUCUUGCAAUCGGUGAGAAAUUACGGUCUGCAAUCCUAACUUAUUUUUCACAUGAGUAAGGUUUAUAAGAGUCAAACAAAUUAGAAGAAUUUGUCAUAUGAUCAGAAGCUCCAGAAUCAAUUAUACAUGGAGCAUAAGUUGGGAAAAUACAUUUUGAAGCAUUUAUUUCUUUACCUGAUUGUGCGACAGAAGCAUUAGGAAUACCAAAUGAAGACGAGGUGGAUUUCAGCAGUGCAUGAAGAUGAUUCAUCUACUCCUUAGUGAAAGGAAUAGCCUCGACUUCAUUGGCAGUAGGAGUGCGACUAGAUCUUUCAGCCUUACUCUUCCAAUUUGUUGGUUUUCCAUGAAGUUUUCAACAAGUCUCACGAGUGUGGCGAGGUUUAUUACAGAAAUCGCACCAAACACGAGGUUUCUCAUUAGCUUUGGGUGGAUACGAGGUGUUCCUACUGUAGCCUCCUCCAACAGCAAGAGCUGAACCUUCAACAGUAGUGCCAAGAACCUUUUUUCCCAACAUCACGCUCCUACUCUCCUCUCUUUGAACCUCUGAAAAAACUUCACCUACUGGAGGUAAGGGCUGCCUUCCAAUGAUUCUCCCCCUCACCUCAUCAAACUCGACAUUGAGACCAGCCAAGAAUUUGUAAAUCUGGGUUAUCUCAAUUAUUUUCUUAUGGUGUUUACCAUCUUCAGCAGAUUUCCAUUCAUAAGUAUCGAAGAGAUCCAAGUCUUGCCAUAUUCGCUUCAAUGAAUUGAAAUACUUUGCAAUGCUGUCCUCCCCUUGCCUUAUCUCUCCAAGUCUGAGAUUCAACUCAAAUACUUGAGAGUGGUUUUCGAGAUUUGAGUACAUCUCAAUAACAUUGUCCCAUAGUUCUUUUUGCAGUAGGAUAACACAUAGUUUGAGCUGAUAUCUUCCUCCAUGGAGUUAACAAGCCAUGCCAUGACCAUAGAAUUUUCAGCAUCCCAGGUGUCGUAGUUUGGAUCUGUCUCUGCUGGAGCCUUCUUCUCACCAUUCAAAUACCCCAUUUUUCCUCGACCUCUCAUAUACAUCUGAAUUGAUUGAUACCAUCUCAGAAAGUUGUCACCAUUCAAACGAAUGGUGGUGAUUUGGACAGAAUGGGAUUCGACAGUGGUGGAUUUGGUUGGAAUUGGAACAAUGAUGGAAUCGGUGGGAAUGGCUUUUGUGGUGACUGAUUCGCUACUGUCUGUCAUGGUGGAAUGUGAUUUCUUUGGUGCGAUUUAGGGCUUAGGUGCGACAAGGGAAACAGUCGACAAAGUCGACAAAACGAUUUAGGGAUGGUGCGAUUUUUUGGGUUUCAUUUCUUGCUCUGAUACCAAGUCGACAAAAAAGGUUUGUUUUUGUUAUUCUAUUGCAUAUACACAACUGUGUAUUUAUCAUGUACAAGAACCCUAUUAAGGGAAAAAAUCAUAUAAUAAAAACUGAAUAAAAUCUCAUAACUAUACCCUAAAAUCAUGGAUCAAUAACUGUAAUUUCUAUCCUACAGCUAUACACAGAUUAUACAUGCAUUAGAGAAGAUUUUCCUACAGAUUAUAAGAAACAUCAUUUCCUUUCCAUACUUUCUCAGGUUCAUCACCGUGCAAAAGAAUUGAAGGAAAAACAAAACAAAAUUUAAUCUAGUCAAUCACGGUUCUAGUAGCCUCCUCCAAAAGGCCUUAAGUAGCUUGGCAUGGGAAAGCAUACACCUAAUCAUUUCUUUUAUGAUUCUGUUUCUUCAUUCUGCUAAUCUGUUUUUCCAAUCAUGAUACCAUGUAGUUUAUAAUACUUUGUCAAAUAGACCCCUAUACUCACCACCAUUAUUUGCUUUAACACAGUUCGACUUUCUUCUAGUUCCUCUUACAAUUUUGACAUUAAAUUCUUUAAACACAUUGAGCACUUGGCUUUUAGUUUUCAUAACAAAAGCUCAAAUUUUUGUAUAAUGGUCAUCAAUAAUAAUAAAAAAAAACAUAAUAAAGUGAAGAGGGAAAGUAGCAUCACAUGCUGCACUAGAUCCAUUAAGAAAAGAUGAAGUACUUUUCGUGGAACAUAGAGUAAGUGUAAAAAUGGUGAGGAAAAGAUCACCCUUCUUUCUGUAUUUUAUUUUUGUGAUACAAAUUUACAACUUAGGGCUAGUAUUAUAUAGGCUAUACACUAAUCACAACUUUAAUUACAGAAUACUAAAAAAUCCUUAUAAAUGAGGCACCCUUUGAUUUCCAUAAUUGUCAACACCCCCUCAAGCUGGACUAUAAAUAUUGAUGAGUCCAAGCGUGUUUACUAGGAAAUCAAAUACUCGUUCAGAUAACCCUUAUGUGAGAAUAUCAGCCAGCUGAUGAUCUAUUUAGACAUUUAAUACUGAUAAUUCCUCCAUCAAUCUUCUUCUUAAUAAAAUGACAAUCUACUUCAACGUGUUUGGUCCUAUCAUAGUGUAUAGGGUUAUGGGCAAUACUAAUGGUAGACUGGUUAUCACAAUAAAGCUUAAUAGAGGCUUUAUACUCAAUCUUCAACUCCUCUAAUAGGCGUUUGAUCCAUAUUGCUUCACACACUUCAUGGGUCAUGACUCUAUAUUCUGCUUCUACAAUGCUUCUAGCAACCACUGCUUGCUUUUUACUUCGCCAUGUUACCACAGUCUCCCAUACCAUUGUGCAAUAUCCAGAUGUAGACUUUCUAUCAUCAACUGAGCCAGCCUAGUUUGCAUCUAUGAAUACUUCAACUUUCCUUUCAGUUGUCUUUUGGAAGAAAAGACCUUUUCCUGAAGUUUGCUUAAGAUACCUCAAAAUUCUAUAUACUGCAUUGAGAUGUCCUUAACACGUAUCAUGCAUAUAUUGACUAACAAGACUUACUGAGAAAGAAAUAUCUGGUCUGGUGUGUGAGAGGUAGAUUAGCUUUCCUAUUAGCUGUUGAUUCCUUCCUUUAUCAACUGGAUUUCCUUCAAACAUCCUCUUUUUGUCUCCGAGCUCAAUUGGAGUUUUGCUUGGCUUACUUUCAAGCAUACCUGUCUCUUUUAGAAGAUCAAGAGUAUAUUUUUUUUGGGACACAAAAAUACCGUUCUUGCUUCUAGCAAAUUCCAUCCCUAGAAAAUGAGUGAAACGAGAUUCUUGACUUCGAACUCUUUUGCCAAUAUUUCUUUGAUUGAAUUCAUUUCUUCAGUGUUGUUACCAGUGACAAUUAUGUCAACAACAUACACAAUUAACAUUGACAUUUUUCCCUUCUCGGAGUGUUUAAUAAAUAGAGUAUGAUCAAUCUGACCUUGCGUGUAUCCAAGUCCCUUGACUACUUUCAGAAAACGGUUGAACCAUGCUUGAGGAGAUUGUUUCAAUCCAUAUAGAGACUUGUUCAACUUGCAGACUUUAGUUGUAUUGGGAGGAUUUUCAAAACCCGGGGGCUGACUCAUAUACACUUCUUCUAAAUCACUAUUUAAGAAUGCAUUCUUCACAUCAAGCUGAUGCAACUCCCAAUCCAGGUUCACUGCAAGCAAAAGUAAUACUCUAACAGUGUUGAGUUUGGCAACUAGAGCGAAAUUUUCUGUGUAAUCAAUUCCGCAGGUUUGAGAAAAACCCUUGGCAACUAACUGAGCUUUGUACCUCUCAAUAGAUCCAUUAGUAUCGUAUUUGACGGUAAA